Molecule: messenger RNA, 1139 nt
Organism: Topomyia yanbarensis
Lineage: Eukaryota; Metazoa; Arthropoda; Insecta; Diptera; Culicidae
Gene: Nubp1
Product: cytosolic Fe-S cluster assembly factor NUBP1 homolog
Exons: 2
Coding region: 128-1087 (319 amino acids)
Biological process (GO): iron-sulfur cluster assembly
Cellular component (GO): cytosol
Molecular function (GO): ATP-dependent FeS chaperone activity; 4 iron, 4 sulfur cluster binding; ATP binding
Source: RefSeq, a predicted model, not a curated record
GUCGUAAUCGUAAACAUCAGCUGCUUUUGAAUUUAAUGAAUGAGAAUUGUAGUGAAAUUAUCGUUAAUAAUAUUGGCGACUACAGAUUAUAAUAGUUCUUAAAUAAACAAAUAAGGUAGCCUGUAGCAUGAGUGCGACCGAAGUUGCUAAUAAGCCGUCGGAUGCUCCCGAGCACUGUCCGGGCACACAGAGCAACGAUGCCGGAAAGGCUUCCGCUUGUGCCGGUUGUCCCAACCAGCAAAUUUGCGCAUCCGGGCCAAAAGGACCUGAUCCUUCGUUAGCACUAGUGAAGGAGAAGCUACAAGAAGUGCGAAACAAGAUAUUGGUGCUGUCCGGAAAGGGUGGCGUAGGUAAGAGUACUGUAACGGCUCUGUUGAGCCGUGCCAUGGCACAAUCACACCCGGAGAAGAAUUACGGCGUGCUGGACAUUGAUAUUUGCGGACCAUCACAACCCCGCGUUCUGGGUGUACUUGGAGAACAGGUUCAUCAGUCCGGUUCGGGUUGGUCGCCGGUGUUUAUCGAGGACAAUCUCAGCCUGAUGUCUAUCGGUUUUCUUCUGGGCAGCCCCGAUGAUGCCAUCAUUUGGAGGGGACCGAAAAAGAAUGGAAUGAUUCGGCAGUUUAUGACGGAGGUGGACUGGGGCCAGCUGGACUAUUUGGUACUGGAUACACCGCCAGGUACGUCGGAUGAGCACCUGUCGGCAGCAACCUAUCUGAAAGAAACCGACGGGAGCUGGGGAGCGGUUCUAGUGACGACACCACAGGAAGUGGCACUGUUGGACGUGCGAAAGGAGAUUACUUUUUGCAAGAAGAUGGGCAUUCCAGUGAUCGGAGUGGUGGAGAAUAUGUCCGUUUUCGUUUGUCCUAAAUGUACGACGGAGUCUGAUAUUUUCCCAGCUAAAACGGGUGGAGCGGAAAAGAUGUGCCAGGAGAUGGAGGUGACGUAUUUGGGCAAACUACCGUUGGAUCCACGUUUGACCAAAUGCUGUGAUGAGGGAAAGGAUUUUAUCACGGAGUAUGCUAAGAGUCCGACGGUGAUUGCUUUAAGACAAAUCGUGGAGAAGGUACAGGAUUUUUUCGAGAAAUAAGAUAUUUUGUUAUGUUCUGGUACUUUAAUAAACAGUGAAAACGUCGGAGGUA